GCUAGUGUGGGAGCUACGGAGAAUAACCUGCUGAAUAGUUGCAUUGCACACUCACUAAAUACUUCAAAGUGGACUGAUUUUCAGACGAAUUAAAACACAUACACUGUGUUUUUACCCAUUCUUCCUCCACUUCAAGGGUCCUUUCCAUUGCAUUAUCUGCUAUCUACUGGGAGAGGAAGGGUCAAUUACAGUGAGUCCCAGGGUGAGCUAAGAGGAUAAGUUAUGUGUGUAUUCACUGCCUUCAUUCGGAGGGGAAAAUGCCCAUCGCUGGGCUCAGACAGAAACAGAAGGUUGAAGGAGGUCAUGUCCAAAAUCAUAGAAAUAACAACUCGGCUAGAGCAGUUCUUGAUCCUACGCAUCUUAGCCUUUGCUCACAAAGACAUGAGAGUAUAUUUGGUCCUCUUCUUGGUUUCAGACUCUGAGGGGAAUGAAUUCAGUCACUUGAGGUCUGUCAAUGAGCACAGUAUUGUGAAGGUAAAAAUUGUGCUAAGCCUUUAAGGGAAAAAAAAAGUGGCUAUUGUUUUUGGAAAGAAAUGUUUAGCUAUGAGUUUUCAAGAAGAAAAAGUCAACUCGUAAAUAAGAUAACCUCACGUUUCAACAUUUCCGUAGUUGAAAUCAGGCUGGAUCUUAAACUCAGGUGCCUUUUUGGUGUAAUAAAUGGAGGAAUUAAUUAAAGAGAGGAAGAAGUACCUCGUGUGUUGGGAUAAUGAAGAUGAUGAUUAUGACUGUGAUGGGAAUAACCAAUAGGAUUUAACAUUUCACGAGUCAUCCUGGGCAUUUAUAACCAUCAUCAGAAAAGUGCCUUAUAGCUCUACAGGUGAGCUCCAAAAAAUGUGACAUUACCCUACAGUUAUUGCUGAAUAAUGUGCUUACAUAAGUACAUACAGCCACACAAGUAAAUAAGCAUUAUUCUAAUUAUUGGGGCGGGGGAGGGGGGAGUCUUGGAUUUAACUACCUUAGUGGUUGCCUGAGCUUUGGAUUUCAACAGACAGUCUACCUAGCAGAGUUUAACAUAAGAAAGUCGAUACAAAUUUUCAGUUUUAUCCCAUUUCACAGAACUUGUGUGUAAGCCAGGAAGAAGGAACUGAGUUGAUCCCUCACUUGAGAAUUCUGUUACCUGGGAAGAAAAUGGUGAGUCUAGUAAGUGAGAGCAUCUGGGGAGAGGGAAGGAAAACCUCCCUUUCCUCCCAGUAUUUUCCUUCUUGUGCUCACUGACCCCUGCCCUCCCAUUUUCUCCCUGCUUCCUUGUUCGGCUUCUUCUCCUUAGCUUUCCUGUCCCUCCAUAUCCUGGAAACCUAAAAGCAUAAUGAUGUCUGAUCCAAGAUCAUGUACUAUUUGAAAUUAAAAAGGGGGAAGCUUCUGAGUCCGGAACUCGCAAUUUAACAGUAAAAAGCUACUCGUCUCUAAGGUGUGCCUGCACUGAAUUCAGAAAAUAAAGGCCAAGUCAAACAGAAGUGAGACCCUUAAUUAGAGCGGUGACGGUGCUGUGCUCUUCAGGGGUCCCCUCUAAUGUUCAUUUUUAUGCUGGCUUUGUGUUUCAGUAGGUCGUGAAUCGUUGCUCAUAUUUGGAGCAACAAUUGGAAUUGUGCUGUCCUUUACGUCCACGAAAAUAUAAUUUAAUAACGUAUGGUAAUGACUUCAGAAUAAGUUGUCUGGAUGGAUGACUGACAUGUCAUUUAAAGGUACCAUUUAGGGUCAGGAUGAAGAUGUUCAGGGAAUGAGGAAAUAAGAACGUUUUCUUUUCCCCCCGCCCGGCUUCUUCUACCGAGUAGAAAGAAAUCCAGUCCAGGUUUUGGCUUCGACUCUGCCUCUGAAUUUCGGCUGUGCAAUGUGUAGCACGUUUCGCUCCGUCCCCUUCUUUCUCCUUCCCUCUCGCCUCCAGUGUCUGUCUCCAGGAUUUCUCUCUUCCUAUUUCAGGAGGACUCUCACAGGCUCCCUCAGUCUGUGUGAAGCUGAGGUUUCCCCUGGAUCCCGUACAUCCCCAACACAUACCUCCACGCACACGGGUCCCCAAGAACCCCGAGCUCACACCGACACACACUCGCGCGCGCACACACUCGCGGCCGCCUGUCCAUCUCCCUCUCGGGGAGAGCCGGCGCGCGUUCCCACCUUCGCCGCACACGCGGGCGAGCCGAGCUCGCUGCGCGCUAGGAUUCCGCGGCUCGGAACUCGGAUCACAGCUCUCAACCCCCAUGGUGGCUUUUUAAACAUUUCUUUUCCUCCUCUCUCUCGUUUUUAUUGCACCGUUUUCGAUCUGGGGGGCUAGAGGAGCGAGGCGGCUGCUUUCCCAGCCAGCCCUGGUUGGCUUGCCGUCCUCCAUCAGGCUUAUAAAAGUUUGCUGAGCGCAGUCCAGAGGGCUGCGCUGCUCGUCCCCUCGGCUGGCGGAAGGGGGUGACGCUGGGCAGCGGCGAGGAGCGCGCCGCCGGCUCUGGCGGGCUUUCGGCUAGAGGGGCAAGGUGAAGAGCGCACGGGUCCUGGGGUUCACCGAGCUGGAUUUGCAUGUUGCACCAUGCCUUCUUGGAUCGGGGCUGUGAUUCUUCCCCUCUCCGGGCUGCUGCUGUCCCUCCCGGCCGGGGCGGAUGUGAAGGCUCGGAGCUGCGGCGAGGUUCGCCAGGCGUACGGUGCCAAGGGAUUCAGCCUGGCGGACAUCCCCUACCAGGAGAUCGCAGGGGAGCACCUAAGAAUUUGUCCUCAAGAGUACACCUGCUGCACCACAGAAAUGGAAGACAAGCUAAGCCAGCAAAGCAAACUGGAGUUUGAGAACCUGGUGGAAGAAACGAGUCACUUUGUCCGCACCACUUUCGUGUCCAGGCACAAGAAAUUUGAUGAAUUUUUCCGAGAGCUCCUGGAGAAUGCCGAAAAGUCCCUAAAUGAUAUGUUUGUACGGACCUAUGGAAUGCUCUACAUGCAGAAUUCCGAGGUAUUCCAGGACCUCUUCACAGAGCUGAAAAGAUACUACACAGGGGGCAAUGUCAAUCUGGAGGAGAUGCUCAAUGACUUCUGGGCCCGGCUCCUGGAACGGAUGUUUCAGCUGAUCAACCCGCAGUAUCACUUCAGUGAGGACUACCUGGAAUGCGUGAGCAAAUACACAGACCAGCUGAAGCCCUUUGGAGAUGUUCCCCGGAAGCUGAAGAUCCAGGUCACCCGCGCCUUCAUUGCUGCUCGGACCUUUGUCCAGGGGCUGACCGUCGGCAGAGAAGUUGCAAAUCGAGUUUCCAAGGUCAGCCCAACCCCAGGAUGCAUCCGUGCUCUGAUGAAGAUGCUGUACUGCCCUUACUGUCGAGGACUUCCCACAGUGAGACCGUGCAACAACUACUGCCUCAAUGUCAUGAAGGGCUGCCUGGCCAAUCAGGCUGAUCUUGACACGGAGUGGAAUCUGUUCAUAGACGCCAUGCUCUUGGUAGCAGAGCGACUGGAGGGACCCUUCAACAUUGAGUCGGUCAUGGACCCAAUUGAUGUGAAGAUCUCUGAAGCCAUCAUGAACAUGCAAGAAAACAGCAUGCAGGUGUCUGCAAAGGUCUUUCAGGGAUGUGGCCAGCCCAAACCUGCCCCAGCUCUCAGAUCUGCCCGCGCAGUUCCUGAGAACUUUAAUACACGGUUCAGGCCUUACAAUCCUGAGGAAAGACCAACCACUGCUGCAGGCACGAGCUUGGACCGGCUGAGGAUUGUGUGGAGGACAAUGCAACAUAGUGUCACAGACAUUAAAGAGAAACUGAAGCUCUCUAAAAAGGUCUGGUCGGCACUGCCCUACACCAUCUGCAAGGACGAGAGCGUGACGGCGGGCACGUCCAACGAAGAGGAAUGUUGGAACGGGCACAGCAAAGCCAGAUACUUGCCUGAGAUCAUGAAUGACGGGCUGACCAACCAGAUCAACAACCCCGAGGUGGACGUGGACAUCACGCGGCCCGACACGUUCAUCAGGCAGCAGAUCAUGGCUCUCCGCGUGAUGACCAACAAGCUGAAGAAUGCCUACAACGGCAAUGACGUCAACUUCCAGGACACAAGCGAUGAAUCCAGUGGCUCGGGGAGUGGCAGUGGCUGCAUGGAUGACGUGUGUCCUACAGAGUUUGAGUUUGUCACUACAGAGGCCCCUGCAGUAGAUCCCGACAGGAGAGAAGUAGACUCUUCUGCAGCGCAGCCGGGGCCCUCCCUGCUCUCAGGAUGUCUCGUCUGCAUCGCCCUGGUGUCGCAGAGACUGUGCAGAUAAUCCGGGGCGUUUGGUCAGAUGAAACUGCAUUUUAGCUAUUUGAACAGCCAACAACUCACUUCUUUUCUUACCCUCUUGGACGAUGGACCAUGCCACAAAACUUUACCGUUUUCUAUGAGAAGCGGGCAGCACUGCACGCUGCCCCCCUUUUUGUUUUCCCAAAGAGUACCGGGUGCCAGACUGACUGCUUCCUCUUUCCUUCAGCUAUCUGUGGGGACCUUGUUUAAUUCUAGUGAAUUCUUACUCAAAUCUUUCGUACCAGGAGAUUUUUCUUACCUUCAUUUGCUUUUAUGCUGCAGAAGUAAAGGAAUCUCACGUUGUGAGUUUUUUUUUUUUUUCCCCAUUAAGAAAAAUAGGAAGAAAAUAAUUUUCCUUGCAAAAUCAGCCCAAACCCCGAGACAACUGCCUUUUCAACAAAGAAGCAGACAAGAGAGAAAAAUAAAAGAGCUUUAACACUAUAUGUUGGGCACUGCCAGCCAACGCCCAGUGUAAGCUUUUCUGUGACAAAUCAGGUUUACAGAAUGCUUAUGGGAGAGCGUUUGAAAUUGUUUUCAUGCAGUGAAAAUACACGGUUGUCUUAGAGGUCUUGCACUGCAACCACACAUGGCCAAACUGGUUUGGAGGUACUGACAGUAAAUGUAGCAUUCCAUCUUUAGGACCAGAGCAAAAUCUGCUACAACUCAGCACCUCCCUCUCGCCCUCCCCCCAACGUCAGUAUCAGUAAUGGCACCAUUUUCCUUAAUUCUUUUCCUGUCUGUCCACUGUAUCCAAUUGGCACAGAUUUUCCCCUUCAUCUUGGGUUCCUAGUGGACAUCCGCAUGGAUUCCUCCUCCUCAAGAGUCUGACAUGAAAACAAUCUUCACCAAUACAAUCACUUUGCUUUAGCCCCGGGCUUGACGUGAAUUAGAUGUUUCUGCCCUCUGCUCAUUCCCCUCCCCCCAAGGAAGAGUUCUUUUAAUGGACCAGUAAGCAAUUAGACCCAUCAGUGAGUUUUCAUUUUUAACCGUUUGCUUUGUGUCAAUUGGUUUCUGCAUCACAAGGGCAUUCUCUUACAAAAUAACUCACAACAAAAAAAAGUCAAGACAAAAAAAUAUAUAUAUAUAUAGUAUUGACAUGGAGAUUUCUUUCACUUUUUUAGUCUUAGUAUGAUCAUCUAUUUUUAUAUCUAUAUAUAUAUAAAUCACAGAUUUUAACUUCUUAAUUCCAAGCUCAGGGUUGACACACCUUUGUAACGAAAAUGUUUUGUCAACCAGCUCUUCUUGUUUUGUGCUGCUCAGAGAAGGGACGCCCCGAUGAUCUGUGAGCACCAAGAACCAAGAAAGAGAAAUUUUUACGUAUCUAACUGUCCAUUUAUUAAAAGUUUGCCAGGGCACACCCUUCUCGCAUGAGCGUGCUUGGUCCUGGGUACUCCGGUCUGUACCGAACUCAAGGACAGAGCGAUGGGUGUGUGGAAAUUUCCCGGUGAUGGAAACUGUAUGCAUAAGAAUGUGUUAUUCACGCAAAGGCAUUGCUUUUAUGUACGACGUCUUCAGCCUAGGAUUCCUGCUUGGCACUUGGAGAAAUGUCCUAAUUCAAGAGGCCAGUUCAGAGCCGCAGCCUAACUGAUCUGCCAGGUAUGCCAACGCCAGGCAUUUUGCUCCCCCUGACAGAGAGAAGCAAAAUAAACCAAACUGGGGCUCUAUGAAUACAGUUGGCUAUCCAUGUGUUUUUGGUUUUCAUGAUGCAUCUCGGGUUAGGGAAAGUCAUGUUUCAAGACACCAUCGUAUGCCAGUCACAUGGUAAUUAACCCACUGGCACCUAGAUGAUAUUUUUUUCGAUCUCUGUACUCAUCCAAAUUGCAAUGAGUUAUUGAUUUAGUCGUCACAUUUCAGUAGAACACAUGCAGCACAGUAGUAUUAAGUAUACUCGAGCACUUUUGCAAAACUGAAAGUAUUAGAAUCAUCUGUUACUCGUAUGCCUAAUGAAAUAUGGAACAUAGGAUUCUGAGAGAUUUUGUGGCAUCUUUUCAUUUCAAUCUUUAUGAAAUUAACCCUUAACCUAAUUCAGCACUACAUACAUCCAGAAAACCAUCCAUUUCACUGCCAAACUUCAGCUUCCUAACACCAAUUACACGUACAACAUCUUUAUGAAGGACCAACCAUUUAUGUUGUUCAUUGCGUUGUAUGUUCAGAAAUCAGUAUUGUCUUUCUCCAAUAAUUAAGGUGCAAUACAAAUUAAAUCCAUGUUGAUUUUCCAGAGUAUUUGAGUCAUAACUCGUUUUUAUGGCUUUAAGCUCCAAGUCUUUCCUUUAAAAAAAAUCUCUCUGCAUUGUUUUCCGUGAAAUAGAUCCGAAUGCCUUGUUUGCCAUGUGUUUUCACGCGCAAACGUUUCUGUGCAUGUGUAUGAAUACCUAUUAUAUUAAUGAAUGUGAACCCAUGUUCUGUACACACUAAACACACAGAUAAUAUAUAAACGCCUGCUUCAUUCGACAUCUUCAUCAUCAUUAUUAUUCAUAUUGGUGAGCUAUCGUGACCCACCUGAGCCAGGAAGACAGCUGAAAUCGCUAUCAGUUAGUGAUGCCACAAGACUCGUCCCCUGCGUGGAUGUGGUCAAAAUACCAUUCAGAUUGUUCUUCCUGGUUCCUGUCAUCAUCCUAGUGCGUCAUAUGAUUUUCACACCAAUUUAACCUGAGACUUUCUUUUGCGUCCUAAGGCAAUUAGUUUACUCUAGUGAACCCAUUUCAGGAAGGAUUUGGGGAUCUCCUCCUCCCCCCGCCAAAUUAAUUUCUCUCGUUUGAGCACAGGGAUAGGGGAUGCCAUGAUACCCAUUGUUUUUCCUGACCUGCUCUCCCUUGCUCUGAUGUCCCCUAAAUUCUCUAAUCACAUCAUAACCUCUGUUACGAGUAGAGAGGAAUGGGCUCCCUGAAAUCGGACGCUGGAAGUUGUUGGGGUGAUGCUCCUCCCUGCGAACACUUAGCUUAUUGAAGUGCCUCUAUUUACAUGUUCUUUAGUUAUAAUAUGUAUUUUUCUAACAAAUACACGUCUGUAAUGGGUGUAUAUUAUACUUUGUAUAUGUUAUAACAAAAGCUAAACAGAGGCUAAAGUCUUUAGCAGAGAAGAACGGAUUGCAAAUUCACGAGUUGGAGCUUCGCUUGUGGUUCUGUACUGGAGGACAGUGGCGACAACUUUCUCUCGCUUGCAUGAAGAUCGAGUCGGGACUCUGAUUAGAGCCAUCAUAGACACUAGCAAUCUGACUCCCUUACCGUGACUUACACCAAUACGGACCUGGUAUUACCUGCUUUAAGGGUAAGGGAUAGAAAAUACUACUUUGUCUACACUGAAAAACACGAUUCUUCAUUGACAAGAAAUAGUCGUUAUACAAGUAACAUUCUGCAAAUCAAACACAGUGAAAAUAUUACUGGAACGCAGAACCCUGGUAUUUAAUUUAUGUUCCCUGCUGCAGACAUUAGCCUAUUUUAAUUCCUUAGCCAUCACAUACGUGUUUUGGCUACACACUGAACACCAACUGAAGUCCCCAAGGAGGAAUAAAACCUUAGCAAAUUCCUGAGUUGUGAUUCUUUUCGCACUUCUCUUUGCAAGGCUAAUUGUCAGGUGCUUUGAUUAAGGGUGGAAGGGUUAGCAAAGGCAAGUUUCGACCUUAGCAAGACUUGCGGAAAUUCAAACUCAUUUUCAUUCACUUACAGUCACUAACAAAUCUGACUUUGGACUUUAAAAAGGGGUGGGGGAGGGGAGGGACAGUUGCGCUUUUGCCAGCAGAAGCGUAAGGAGACCACAACUUAGAAAUUUGCAACGUGUUCCUCCUCGGUGUAGACAUUAGCCGAUGUUUAGUUUUAGGCCAAGUUCUACAAAUACAGUAUUGAUUUGUAUGCAUUCUGGAGCCUUGCUAUAUCGUGGUUUGCGACAGCACGGGACUCAGCCUAGCAUGGGGCCAUUUGAACCUCAGUGAAAGUGGAAGCGUUACCGGAAUCUUUGACAUUGCCUUGUAAUGAGGUGCUUCCGUGAAAAGCCACCUCGGGAUGGCAUCGUAGUGAGGUCUCUGUGCAUAAACAUAUAUGCAGGACAAACGUGUGCACCAAUCAAACCUAAAAUUUUCUGUGACUGUCAAAUGAAUAUUAUUUGGGUUAAGAUUUUUUUCAUUUCUGAUUUGGAUAGAAAAUUGCUAUUAAUCUUGUAUUAAAAUAGUUUUUAAAAAUCUA
Molecule: messenger RNA, 8402 nt
Organism: Sus scrofa (pig)
Lineage: Eukaryota; Metazoa; Chordata; Mammalia; Artiodactyla; Suidae
Gene: GPC6
Product: glypican 6
Biological process (GO): cell migration; regulation of signal transduction; regulation of neurotransmitter receptor localization to postsynaptic specialization membrane
Cellular component (GO): plasma membrane; extracellular region; synapse
Source: RefSeq, a predicted model, not a curated record